AUGUCGGACAUCUCGUCGGUCGACAAGACCACUACCAAGGCCGACAUUGCGCCAAAGGAUCUCGAGUCUGGAUCCACCAAGGAAGGAAUCACGGCAGGCGUUGAAACGACCGACCAGUUCGCGAGGCCAGCAAAGUCGACGUGGUGGGCGAAGCUCUCUGACAAUGGCGUUGAGUUGCGCGGUGCAGAGCCCGUCCCCGUCGAGAAACGGACCGACACUCGCUACGUCAAUGUGUUGACCAUCUUUGCCACAUCAAUGACAAGUCUUUUGCCCAUCGGUAUCGGCUCGGCCACGACACUUGGUUUUGGCAUGUCUCUGAAAGAUGCCGCCCUCAUGAUUGUCUUUCUGCAGUUCUUCUUUGGACUUCCCGCUGCGUACAUCAUCACGAUUGCCCCCUUGACCGGCAUGCGGCAGAUGAUCCAGUCCCGAUACUGCUUCGGCAAAUACUGCAACAUCCUCACGUCUGUCGUCGUCACCUUGACCGUGGGGGGCUUUGGCGUCGUUGGCAGCAUCAACGGCGCACAAUGCCUGGCUGCGGUCCACCCUGGCACCCUGCCGGUCGAGGGCGCCAUCUCCAUCAUCAUGGUCAUCUCGCUGGUCAUUGGCUUCAUGGGCUACCGCGUGAUGCACUUCUUCACUCGCUGGGCGUGGAUCCCGUCCCUGUUCGCCAUCAUCAUCCUUGUCGGCGCCGCUGGUGACCAGCUGGGCGAGCAGUCGCCCGGGCGUGCGCACACAGGCAAGGACUACAUGGGCAUGAUUGCCUUCACUGCCGGCAACAUGAUCACCUGGAGCAACGUUGCUGGUGACUAUGCCUGCUACAUGCCGCCUACUGCACCCCGUCUUCGUAUCGCCAUGUACUGCCUCUUUGGCAUCGCCGCCCCCUUCUCGUUCCUCAUGACUCUGGGCGCGGCCAUUGGCGGUGCCGUCUUCGCCGUCCCGGCAUGGACCGCCGCCUACAAAGCCGGCGGCAUUGGCGCCGUCAUUGGCAACAUCCUCAUCACCAGGCUCGGCGACUUUGGGCGCUUCAUCCUCGUCCUGCUGGGUCUUUCCGUGCUCGCCACCUGCGGCCGCGAUGUCUACACCAUCUCGUUCAACCUCCCUGCCGUGGCCCCCAUUCUCCGCAAAGUACCACGCAUCAUCCUCGCGGUCAUCGCCACGGCAGCCAUCAUUGCCAUCGCGAUCCCGGCGUCAAAGUCCUUCGUCGCGUCCGUGACCGCGUUCCUCUCCAUCAUUGGUUACUAUGCCGGCGCGUCCGUCACGUGCUUCCUGCUCGAGUACCUCUGGUUCCGCAAGGCGGACCCAGCCAGUCUGGACCCUGCGAUCUGGGACGACGGCCGCGCGCUGCCCACCGGUCUCAGCGCCCUGGCGGCCGUCCUGCUCUCGUGGUCGCUCAUUAUCCCGGCCAUGAGCACUACUUGGUUCGCUGGCCCGAUUGCACAGAAGGCAGGCGACCUGGGGCUUAUCCUCGCAGUCGUGGUGGCUUUUAUCACAUAUCUCCCCAUCAGGACUCUUGAGAUCAAGAUUCGCGGCAGGCUGUAA
Molecule: messenger RNA, 1539 nt
Organism: Microdochium trichocladiopsis
Lineage: Eukaryota; Fungi; Ascomycota; Sordariomycetes; Xylariales; Microdochiaceae
Product: permease for cytosine/purines, uracil, thiamine, allantoin-domain-containing protein
Exons: 2
Coding region: 1-1539 (512 amino acids)
Biological process (GO): transmembrane transport
Cellular component (GO): plasma membrane
Molecular function (GO): transmembrane transporter activity
Source: RefSeq, a predicted model, not a curated record